AUGUGCUGCCCUCCAAAGGGGGUCGGCAUUCUGGCACGAGUGAGCCCUCCAGCUGGUGGCAAGAGUGAUGAGUGUUCCGUGACGGCUGACGUGAUGUUUGCUUACAGCACUGUUCCCGCCGUGGCCGCCAAGUACCAGGCCAACAUGCCGACAAUUAAGAUGUUGUUCCCUCACGACGAACAGUCCGCGACUUUCGCCGGCGACUUGAGCAAUGCCGAGGAAAUCGAGGCCUUCGUCAAGAAAUUCCGGCAGCCCAUGAUCGCAGAUUUCAACGGCGAAACCGCCGCAGAUCUUUUCGGGGACGGACGACCGAUCCUGUUCUUGUUCCGGGAUAAGGACGACAAAGGCAAAGCUGCUGAAAAGGCUCUUCAAGCCGUGGCUCCGCGUUUACAGCGCAGACUGCUACUGUCCGUCGCCGGCUCUAGCGAGCCGAUGGAUCAGCGGCUGAUGGACUAUGUCAGUGUCGAAGCAGAGGAGCUCCCGACGGCACGGCUUGUCACCGAACCCCAGGGCACAAUGUCGAAGUACAGGCUGGAGGAUACCGUUUCGGAGGCCUCGCUGAUGUCCUUCGUGGCCGACUUCGAAGCUGGCCGAUUGAAGAAGUACUUGCAAUCAGAGCCGGUGCCAAGCAGCCAGAAGGGCCCAGUCUACACACUCGUCGGUUCCACCUUCGAAUCCAUAGUGAAAGAUCCUGCGAAGGAUGUUCUGGUAGAGUUCUAUGCCCCCUGGUGUGGCCACUGCAAGAAGCUGGAACCAGUAUACAACGCUGUGGCGAAGAAGCUGGAGAGCGUGCCGACCAUAAUGAUUGCAAAAAUUGAUGCGACAUCGAACGACGUCGACGGCGUUGACAUUGAAGGUUUCCCAACCAUAAAGUUUUGGCGCGCCGACAAUAAGGAGCAGCCGAUAGACUACGACGGUGACAGGGAUGUUGACUCUUUUCUGUCCUGGCUGGACGAGAAAGCCGCCCGUCCCUUCGGACGCAGUGAGCUCUGCCAGGGCUCCAGGCCUGGGGCCAUUCCCGAGGACGCCGCGGUCGAGACCGAGGAUGUGACCAAGUGCCAGUUCUGCGGCGCUGUCAAUUCGGAGGGCACGCAAGAGGCAAUGGAUGUCCACUACUGGCGCGAGUGUCCGAUGCUGACGCAAUGCCAGUUCUGCAGCUUUGCAGCAUCUAAAUGGCGAGCUGGGGAGAAUUGUGCUCCGGUUGGUGAGCAGGUCAUAGAGAUCGCGCAGUUAGCAUCCCACUGGAGGGAGGAGUGCGAGGCCAGAAGCGCAGCGACCGAAGCAGCCAAGGACCUGGCGCCCAACCAGUGCCCGCUGUGCCGUGCAGACAUAGGCACGGGAAAAGAGCAGGACUGGCUGCAACACAUCCUCCGAGAUGGAUGCGUCCAAGCCUUGGACAACACUGAGCUUCACACACGUUCUCUCGACACUGCCAUGCGCUAUGGGCAGCCUGGUGCGAUGUCAGCCAACGAGGCGCUUUGCAAGCUGGAGACGGCAAGCCAAAGCCUGGUCUCCUGCAUCGAGUGCCCGAUCUGCAUGGAGAUCAUGACGGAGGCUGCUAGUGGCUACUGUGGGCACUGCUUCUGCAUUGGCUGCUUUGGCUGCUCCUUGAGUUCCUCUUUUAGCUGCCCAACAUGUCGCGAGCCAGUUGUGGACCUGGUGCGACAGUUUACUGUGGAACAGGUUGCCGCACACAUCCCUAUCUUGAAGGAUGUGGCGCUGCAAGUCGGGGUCGCACUCGCGCAGAAGGAGCUUGAGCUGGACUCCAGCAGGCGUGGCUUGACGGAGCUGGAGAUGUACAAAGAGAAGGCGCUGCGUCUCGAAGCGGAGCUGCAAGAAGCGAGCCUCCGCUUCGCCCAGCUGCGCGAACAGUGCGAGUCCGUGGCUGCGCUGCAGAAGCGAACCCAGGAGGAUGUGGAGGAAUUGCAGAAGCAGAACCUGCAGCUGCGCGAGGAGUUGCAGCUCCUGCAUGAGCGGGAGGGGAAGUCAGAGGCGACUCUGCAGAAGACAAAGAUUCUGGAGGAUGCUGUCGUCAACAUGAUGGAGCACACUCACAGCAUGCUCAAGGUGGCCAUCGGUGCUGGCUGGCAGGAGCUCUGCGAACCGAUGUCUCAAGAGGAGGCGUUGCGGAAAAUGGGCUUGCCAUCCGCUUCCACCGCGACUUGCUCAAUUGUCGAGUUUGGAGUGGUUCGGGAGUACCUGCAGGACAUGGGCCAGGAGUGCAUGGGCAAUAUGUCCCUUGGCAUUUCCCAAGACCUGCGCUUCAAACUGGAGUAUUACGGCUCCAACCAGCACGGCUUCAACGAGGUUGAGAUUGAAGGCCGAGUGCGAGUAGAAGGCCGGCAGCUGACAUUUCUGGGAGUGCGCUCGGCAUCCUCCCGCCGCUACGAUGGUGAGCACGGCCCGGAUGGACUGUCCGAAGAGGUGGCGCUGCCUCCUUUGCAAGGCGUACUCUGCAGCCGCGGUGACAGCACCUGGAUCGUGCUUCUCGAAUUCAGUGCGUGCGCCCAGAUCAGCAUCUUCAAUGCAGCAGACAUCGCGCUGCUCAAGGACCCAGUGAAGCACUUCCCCGGGUAUCAAAGACUGGCCUGGUGA
Symbiodinium necroappetens is the source of this 2595-nucleotide messenger RNA. The record is from the annotation of a GenBank genome assembly. NCBI's taxonomy places the organism in Eukaryota, Dinophyceae, Suessiales, Symbiodiniaceae.